GCUAAAGCAAACAAUUAACAAAACAAUUUUAAGAAAUUCUUAAACAUAAAAUCAAAAUGUUCAAAUUUGCUGCCAUUUUCGCCACCUUGUGCUUGAUUUCUGCUGCCAGUGCCGGUCUAGUGGCCACUCAUCAUGUGGUGCAUGAGCCCGCCUUGGCCAAAGUCGGUCAUGUUGUUCAUUCUGCACCAUCGUCUGUGUCUCACCAGAGCAUUACCCAGGUUCACAGUCAAACUUCUGUGGUAGAACCUCUCUUGGCGCCUGUGGUUAAGACCACCAUACACAGUGCUCCUGUCUUACACGCACCUGUUGUCCACACUUACCAUGCUGCCCCAGUUGUACACUCAGUUCCUGUGUUGCACUCAUCACCUUUGGUAACAGUACACCAUUAAAUGGGUUAAAGUUUAUUGUUGUUAUUUCUCUUUACUUAUUUUGUUUUUAAUUUUAAAUAAAUUUCAAUGCUAACAAAA
Molecule: messenger RNA, 467 nt
Organism: Calliphora vicina (urban bluebottle blowfly)
Lineage: Eukaryota; Metazoa; Arthropoda; Insecta; Diptera; Calliphoridae
Product: retinin-like
Exons: 2
Coding region: 57-389 (110 amino acids)
Source: RefSeq, a predicted model, not a curated record